AUGCAAUUCACCGAUAAGAAGUUUGUAGAGUUCCUCGCCGGCUUGGGCAUCAAACAGAAAUUCUCCUCGGUAGAGCACCCUCAGACAAACGGACAAGUCGAGUCCGCAAAUAAGGUCAUCUUGCUGGGCCUCAAGAAGCUGCUAGACAACAAGAAAGGGGCAUGGGCUGACGAGCUCGCCUCGGUCCUCUGGUCCUACCGUACAACUGAGCAGUCCGCCACGGGAGAAACCCCCUUCCGCCUGACGUACGGAGUAGACGCAAUAAUACCCGUAGAGAUCGGCGAGCCGAGCCCACUGUUACUUCUCAAGGGGGUGGUAGAAGCUGUAGAGAAGGACCUAGUAGACAAGACCAGGGAGAAGGCUCACUUGUCAGAAGUAGCACUAAAGCAAAGAAUGGCCCUGCGCUACAACACCAAAGUACUCAAGAGAGAUUUUGAGCAAAACGACCUCAUCCUACGGCGCAAUGACAUUGGCCUACCGACCCAGGGAGAAGGCAAACUGGGAAGGCCCCUACAGGGUCAAAGAAGUAAUUGGCAAGGGCGCCUACAAACUGGAGAAGCACGAUGGAAGGGAGAUCCUGAGAACCUGGAAUGUGGGUAA
Molecule: messenger RNA, 600 nt
Organism: Arachis ipaensis
Lineage: Eukaryota; Viridiplantae; Streptophyta; Magnoliopsida; Fabales; Fabaceae
Biological process (GO): DNA integration
Molecular function (GO): nucleic acid binding
Source: RefSeq, a predicted model, not a curated record